Psammomys obesus (fat sand rat) is the source of this 1772-nucleotide messenger RNA. RefSeq names its product smoothelin like 2 (gene Smtnl2). Gene Ontology annotation, molecular function: tropomyosin binding; protein phosphatase 1 binding. The coding region runs from base 55 to 1425 and encodes 456 amino acids. The transcript is spliced from 8 exons. NCBI's taxonomy places the organism in Eukaryota, Metazoa, Chordata, Mammalia, Rodentia, Muridae. Gene Ontology annotation, biological process: actin cytoskeleton organization; positive regulation of vasoconstriction. Gene Ontology annotation, cellular component: microtubule organizing center; filamentous actin; M band. The record is from RefSeq and is a predicted model, not a curated record.
UCUAGUCCUCUCCCGAGUUCUGCCUGCUGUCGGACCAGUGCGCGCGGCACGGCCAUGGAGCCGACCCCCGACGCCGAGGAGGCUCACACGGUGCGCGAGGCGCUGGGCCGCUACGAGGCGGCGCUGGAGGGUGCGGUGCGUGCGCUGCACGAGGACAUGCAGGGGCUGCAACGCGGCGUGGAGCGGCGCGUGGCCGAGGCGCUGCGCCUGGCCGGCCCCUUGGCUCGCACAGUGGCCGAUCUGCAGCGGGAUAACCAGCGGCUGCAAGCGCAGCUCGAACGCUUGACCCGCCAGGUGGAGACGCUGGGCUUGGCGACUGGUGUGUCCCCCGCACCCGGCACGCCCAGUCCCCCUCCGGCGGCCACAGUUACAGACCGCGCCCCCCGCCUGGGCACCGCACGCUUCUCCAGCCACGCCACCUUCUCGCUGUCGGGUCGCAGUCCGAGCCUGGAAAAUGAUGAAACCAGUGAUCAAGAGGCAAGACGAACUUCAAAUUCAUGCAUCAUGGAGAAUGGACACCAGCUGGGUGCAGGUCCAGCCAAUGGGUCCUCUGAGGUCCAAACCUCUUCGUCCCCAGAGCCCCCUAGGCCACGCCCUGUGAGCCUCUCCUUGAUGCUGCCCCACCAGCCUGUCACAGCUGUCACCCGAGUCUCUGAGAAAUUCUCUGGGGAGACUUCAGCUUCAACUCUAUCACCCACAUCUGCUGCCAUUCUGGGGGGCUUCAGCCCAAGCCCUAGUGAGACCAUCAGCCCUUGGACUCCUAGUCCCACUGAGAAAAAUUCCUCUUUCAUGCGGUCUUUGUCUGGCUCUGGGUAUGGAGCAGUGACAGCAGGCAAACGGAAGGACAGCCCUCCAUUGGUGACCCCACCUCAGUCACCACCAUCCUCACAGCCUCCAGCUAUGACUCAAGCCCCUCGCCAGGGAGAGCGUCGCAGAGAAUUGGUGAGGUCACAGACGCUGCCUCGUACCUCAGGGGCACAGGCUCGAAAGGCGCUGUUUGAGAAGUGGGAGCAGGAGACAGCAAGCAAGGGCAAAGGUGAGACCAGGGCCAAACUGAAGAGGUCACAGAGUUUUGGUGUGGCCAGUGCCAGCAGCAUCAAACAGAUCCUGUUAGAAUGGUGCCGAAGCAAGACUAUGGGCUACCAGCAUGUGGACCUGCAGAACUUCUCCUCUAGCUGGAGCGAUGGGAUGGCCUUCUGUGCCCUGGUGCACUCGUUCUUUCCUGAUGCCUUUGACUACAAUGCUCUGAGCCCCACACAAAGGCAGAAGAACUUUGAACUGGCCUUCACCAUGGCUGAGAAUCUGGCCAACUGUGAGCGCCUCAUUGAAGUGGAGGAUAUGAUGGUGAUGGGCCGCAAGCCGGACCCCAUGUGUGUCUUCACCUAUGUGCAGUCACUCUACAACCAUCUUCGUCGCUUUGAGUAAAGCUGGCAGCCUGGAGAGGACAAGAAGAGACUCUGGGUCCCUCAUGUUCCCCAUGGCAGUAUGUCCCACCAGGGGAGCUGCCUCUGUGGUGUGAGCUGCUAUUUGUUCACAUGCCCUUUACACUCAGUUCCUGAUUAAAGUAUUGAUGAGGCUAAGCUGAGCCCCACAGCCUCUCACAGCCAAGGACUCAAAGGAAAAGGAAAAACUCAAGAGUCAAAGAAAUUGGUGCUAAGUAAUGAUUUUUCUACAGGGAAUGCUAAUGGUUUUCCCUCUAGUGAAUUUGAUACAUUUUCUUGACAGGGUUCCAUUGAUUGUCUUCCUUCCUUCCUUCCUUCCUUCCUUCCUUC